CAAAUAUUCUUAUUUUGCGGCGAAGAACAUAAGAAUACGUACCACAUAGCGCAACUAAAAUUUAUAUCAGCCUCAGAUUGUUGUGCAAACAAUGAGGCGGUUAAUCCUUCUCGCCUUCAUUGGCGUGCUUCUAGUGAAAAAUGGCACACCGUCGAAAAACCAGAAAUAUCCUUCACAUCUGGAAUGGUUGUUUGGUUUAAACAAUAAACAAGAUAAAAAUAAGGAAGAAAGUAAGGAAGAUAAUAAGGAAGUAAAUAAAGAAGUAAAUAACUCGACCGUAUGCCAAUCUCAGGAGUGCAAAAAAAUAGCUCGGAUAAUAACGGAGAGCAUGGACAAAACUGUGGAUCCGUGCGAUGAUUUUUAUGAAUACGCAUGUGGAAACUGGCCGAAGCAUAAUCCCCUUCCGGAGGGGAAGAAAACCUGAAGUAUGUUCGCAAGUGCGCAAGAGAAUGUCAAGAAGCAAAUAAAGGAAAUUUUUGACGAGGGUCCCAAGAAGAGCGAUCCUCUGGCGGUGAAGCUCGCGAAGAAGUGGUACGCGGUAUGCACGGAUACAGAUGCAAUGGAGAAGUAUGGGCUCGAGCCGCUUGUCUUUACCAUGUCGCGAAUAGGCGGCUGGCCGUUGAUAAUGGAACCGGACGAGUGGAACGAGCAGGAAUACAGUUGGCAAAAAGUGGAUGAUCAAUACGUGCGCUUGACGGGAAAAAAUGCUUUUCACGACGUGCGCGUGAUCGAUUAUGGUUGGAACAAUACUCGGAAAAUAGUACAUAUCAAUAUGCCGCAUAUGCCUCCGGGUUCAUAUAGAGUCUGGGGUGAAAUCGACGAUAGCGAAGAAGAUGAAAGCGAUGAGGAUCCUAGUGACGAGGAGAAGCAAAGCGACGAGCAGAAAGAUAGUCAAGAACCUGGAAGCGAAAACAAAGACGAUAACGAAACCGAUCCCAGUGACGAGGAGAAGCAAAGCGACGAGCAAAAAGGUAGUCAAGAACCUGGAAGCGAAGACAAAGAUGAUAACGAAACCGACACUAAUAGUAACGAUGACAAUGAAAGUGAUAAUGACGACGACGAUGAAGACGAUAAUAACAAUGAUGACGAAGAUGAUAAUGAUGACGAUGAAAAUGACGCUAAAGAUGACGACGAAGAUGAUGAAGAUGAUGAUAACGAUACAAACGAACAGAAUGACGAUGAUAACGAGAAGAAAAAAGUCGGCAUGAAAAAGACUGGUAAGUCCGUAAAAAAAAUAAAAAAUAAAAAUAAAAAAUUGGGACAUAGUAAACGGAUGAAGAGUAGUACUCACUCCAAGAAGUACAAAAACCAUAAGAUGAAGAAAGAGAGGGUAAAGAGACGAGCAAUAUCGACACAUGUUCACGAGAAAUUACACGUGCGGAAGAACAAAAGAAAUCGCGUAAAGCAUCAAGAACAUAUGGAGAGACUAAAGAAAACUUUAGAGGCGACAACACCGCAGAUCAGUACAGAAGUAACGAUUGGUGAAGUUGAUGAGCUGAAGAAAUACACUAAUUACAUCUCGAAAGUAGCUCGCGCCAUAGCGAAAGUAAGAGGUGUCGAAGUCUCGGAGGAACAUAUGAAUAAAGAUAUUCAAGAUAUGAUCAAAUUUAACAUGAAACUAGCUAAGAUUACUACAUAUCGCAGCAAGGAUAAGAAGAUGACACUCAAAGAUUUCCAAGCAUGGUAUGAUGAAAAGAAACCUGCAACUCCCAACAGCGCAAUUAACUGGGUGUACAAAAUUGGAGAAUUAUUUGAUGAGGCCCACGUGACUAUAGAUAGCGAUUUAGAUUUAGAAAUUAAUUUACCAAAAUACUUCGAUGGUCUUGUCGCUUUGCUGGAUGAGACGUCGAGUCGAACAAUAGUGAACUAUAUACAUUGGAAUUUCUUAAGCAGAAUAAUAAGAACUACCACAAGUGAAAUGAGAAAAUUAUACAAUGCAUGGGAAGGAAAAGAGAUAUAUGGAUUUCCAGCGAGAUGGGACCAAUGUACACGGGAAAUGGAGAUGAGCGACAUUCUAGCGUACGAAUAUGUGAGAAACCAUUUCUCUGAUGAAAUCCUGGCAACCGCAUCGGACAUGAUAGACGAUAUACAAAAGGAAGUAGAGUAUCAGAUUAAAGAAUCAGAUUGGGUGGAUGAGGAUACUAGAGAUUUUGUUUUAGCGAAAUUAGUAAAUAUGAACAACUUUGUCGGAUAUCCAGAUUGGUAUAGGAAUAACACUAUCGUUAAACAAUAUUUUCAAGGACUCGUUGUCGGAAAUUCGUAUUACGAGAAUACUCUCAGCUAUGACAGAUACCGUAAGUGGAAAAAUCUACGAAGCUUAUUGAAGACAGGUGAAGAGGAAGAGGAAGAGGAAGAGGAAAUAUUUCAGAUAAGCCCUGUAAUGGUAAAUGCAUUUUUCUCCCGGGGUGACAAUUCCAUAGCCCUCUCGGCAGCGGAUUUCCAGAGCCCAUUAUUCGCUUAUGACCGACCGCAAGUUAUUAAUUAUGGUAUUAUUGGAUUAAUCAUCGGUCACGAAGUUAAUCAUGGAUUCGAUGAUGAUGGACACUUGUAUGAUAAAAACGGAGAUUUUGUGGAAUGGUUAUCCGCAAUGGACGAAGCAUAUGGCAAAAGAGCAGAAUGUUUUGUCGAACAAUUUAACAAUUAUCCCGUUGACAAAGAAUCGAAUUUUAAAAUAAAUAAUUAUGGCAACAAGACGGCGGGAGAGAAUAUCGCGGAUACAAUGGGAUUAGAGGCAGCGUUUAAAGCGUAUCAAAGGAGAGAAAGAGAAUGUGGAAAACCGGAUACUGUGUUGCCGGGCCAUGAAAACCUCACGACCGAACAACUUUUCUUCCUGUCCUUUGCUAAUUUGUGGUGUGAAGCUGCGGCAACGAAUAACGCCACUAUAGAUGACGCUCAAUCUGACGUGCAUAGCACCGGACGGUUGAGAGUGAUAGGAAGCGUUUCAAAUUCACGAGACUUCGCCGAAGCUUACAAUUGUCCGGUUGGCAGUGCAAUGAAUCCCGAAAAGAAAUGCCAUAUUUGGAAAUGAUUAACUACAAAUAUUACAAAUUAAGCUUCUCAAUACUUGAAAAAAAUGUAAAAUUGAUUGUUUGUAAUUUUCUAUCCAUAUAUCGAUGAGUAUAUAUAGUAUGUAAAAUAAGACAUAUAUA
Messenger RNA from Temnothorax curvispinosus, 3149 nucleotides. Its product is annotated as neprilysin-like. NCBI's taxonomy places the organism in Eukaryota, Metazoa, Arthropoda, Insecta, Hymenoptera, Formicidae. Gene Ontology annotation, molecular function: metalloendopeptidase activity. The coding region runs from base 428 to 3028 and encodes 866 amino acids. Gene Ontology annotation, biological process: protein processing. The record is from RefSeq and is a predicted model, not a curated record. The transcript has 19 exons. Gene Ontology annotation, cellular component: plasma membrane.